Spea bombifrons (plains spadefoot toad) is the source of this 1469-nucleotide messenger RNA. RefSeq names its product serine protease inhibitor A3L-like. Gene Ontology annotation, molecular function: serine-type endopeptidase inhibitor activity. Lineage: Eukaryota; Metazoa; Chordata; Amphibia; Anura; Pelobatidae. The record is from RefSeq and is a predicted model, not a curated record. Bases 177 to 1403 code for a protein of 408 amino acids. The transcript has 5 exons. Gene Ontology annotation, biological process: negative regulation of endopeptidase activity.
CAAUACUAGAUUGUAACAAACGAUCAAAAUUGAUUGAGAAACAAUUUGUCGGGCGGUAUAAAUAUCCUCCACAUCAAAUAAAUCACACAUCUGAAAGGGCUAAAUGGUACGAAACACAAAAGGAGAUCCAGAAGAAGUUGUGGGUUUCACUGUAGGUCGGUCCUUGCUGAGAAGAAAUGAAGUACUUCCUUUACCUUGUAUUAUUUAUUCCCGUGACAUUUGCAUCAGACCAUGAUGUAGACGGUAACGCUGAGGUCGCAGAGAGAAUUGCAAAAAUCCGAAAAGAAUUAUCGCAGGCAAAUAUAGGAUUUGCCGUCGGCUUGUAUAAGAAAAUUGUUUUGAAAGACAGCGAAUCGCAGCACAACCAUUUUUUCUCGCCCGUUAGCAUUUCUAGUGCAUUUUCUAUGCUGUCUCUUGGGGCCAAAUCAGCGACCCACAAGCAGAUUACGGAAGGCCUACACUUAAACCGAACGCAACUGAAUGAGAGAGACAUACACGAGGCGUUUGAGCAUAAUAUCCGGUCUUUAAAUCAACCAAAGGAUGAUCUUUUAGUGAACAUUGGGAAUGCCCUCUUCUUAGACAAAAACAUGAGUCUCUUGAAUAGUUUUGAAGAGGAUGCUCAACGUUACUACAACGCGGAAAUUCUGACCGCAAACUUCAAAAAUAUAGAAGGCGUUGAGAAGCUCAUCAAUGAUUACGUGCAGAACAAAACGAAAGGAAAAAUAAAGGAACUGGUAAAAGACCUCGAUAAGAGAGCUCUGAUGGUCGUGGUCAAUUAUAUCCUCUUUAAAGGAGAAUGGAUAAAUCCCUUUAAUCCUCUUUUUACCCAAACCCAUAAUUUCUCCGUGGAUGAAAAAACUAAAGUCAAGGUUCCGAUGAUGAGUCGCAUUGGCCUCUAUAAAAUCCUCCUGGACCCACAGCUCCCGUGUAUAGUUAUUGAGCUUCCUUACAAAGGACAGGCUUCUAUGCUUCUCGUCAUUCCAGAACUGGGGAAAAUUCACGAAGUAGAAGAAGCUUUAUCACCAGAGACGAUAUCAAGGUGGAAAAAUUCAACCAAACAAAGGAUUAUCGAUCUGCGUGUGCCAAAGUUCUCGAUCGGCUCUUCUAUCGAUCUGAAAGAAAUCAUCAGUGAUAUGGGAAUGGCGGAUGUUUUUAGCAUCUUGGCAGAUUUCUCUGGGAUUACGUCCGAUGUGAAACUCGUGUUAUCGAAAGCUGUCCACAAAGCCGUGCUAGAUGUUGAUGAGAAGGGAACAGAAGCAGCUGCAGCCACUGAAAUCGAAGCUGUAUUCACAGCAUUGUUCCCGACCCACAGAGUGGAUAGACCAUUCCUCCUGAUGAUCUGCGAUCAGGAAACCGACAGUAUACUCUUCAUGGGCAGGGUCAUAAAUCCAGUUGAGAAGUAAAAGUAGAUUACCAGCAUCCUCUUCACCAGGACCCCCUGGAAUUGACAUUAUCACAAAUCCUACAAA